This is a messenger RNA of Hydatigera taeniaeformis, 2253 nucleotides long. The record is from the annotation of a GenBank genome assembly. NCBI's taxonomy places the organism in Eukaryota, Metazoa, Platyhelminthes, Cestoda, Cyclophyllidea, Taeniidae.
AUGAAGCCUCUACAUGUCGCCAAGUCGCUUUCAGAUCUUGAAAAUAUGUGCAUAUUACGAGACUCGAGCAGUUCCCACAGAAAAGUGGCUGAUUUAAUUCUGCGCCUUUUCGAGGAGGCGGCAAUGCUGCAACACGACGAUGAGGAAAAGGCGUUCAUAUUAUAUGGCAGAGGACUAAACCUUUUUGCAGGCAUCGAAGCGGGGGGCUCUUUCGUAAUUCCUCGCGAGCUGAGAUUACAAUGUGAAUGUGCCAAAGAUACAUUCAGUAGGCUGCGAAGAAGUCUCCGCAUGCGAUAUGAAAUGGCUCAAAAAGUACUAACCCUAGAUGACCUUCCUGUUUGUGAUGAUCCAAUAUUCAUCGAGUCACUUGAAACGAAACCAAAGCAAUUCCCCGGACGUUGGAUGCCCCCCAUUUGGUUAUACGAGGCAAUCGUUAAAGGCGAGAAGGCUUUUCUAAUUGACGUACGAUCUGCUGACGAAUACUCAACAAAGAAAAUUGUGAAAAUUCCUCAAAUCAAUAUUGGUGGUCAAAUCAUCCACGGUCAAACAAUGAGUCAACUCGAAAAAAGAAUGGAUGAUGUGCAACGGAACCAGUGGAAUUUGCAUAAGUCGGCAAAGGUGAUUAUUCUUCUGGACAGAGACUCCGGUGGUGAGCUGAUCAAAAAAUCUGAUGCUGCUGAGACGUUUCCACUGCAAAGGAGACAUCCAUUAAAGAUAAUGUAUGAUGCACUGGUAACUUACAAUGCCGAGAAAACGGCCCUUCCACCCGCGGUAUUUUUGUCUGGAGGCCUUAAGGAAUUUGAGAAGCGCUAUCCUUCUUACGUAUCUUCUACGCCCUGUUCCUCUUCUUCAUCCAUAAUCUCCAAAUCAUCUGAUCAAAUAGGAUACCCCACCGUUUCGGCUAAUUUUGGAUCUACGUCACCAACGGAGCUGUCAUAUAAUGCGAACAGUUGCCUAGAGCCGAAAGACCAGGAAAGCACCAAACCCCUCCCUUACUCCGAAUUGACGAAGUUGCUCAAGCCAAACGGUUCACUUGGCGUUUCUAAGUCAUCCAACGAGCAAAAUUCCAGACCACAAACCAUCGGUGCUGGUAAAGCACCACAUGAACCUACGGUUGAUCGGUCUACGAAACCGCAACUCAAUGUCUCAACCGAAUCUCCAACUGGGCGACUGACAGGUAAGUUGUUCUCUAAUUUCUACUCUUCACACGACCACAUUCAGAUAGAUCGUUCAAAGAAGCCCCAAACCGUAGCAGAAAUUGGCGGAUCGAAGGCUGCUAGUUCUCGUCUUUCAAAACCGAAUUUACCAGCCAUCCCAUUGAGAGUCCUCCGAAGAGGUCUGCAAAAUUUAGGCAACACCUGCUACAUGAACUCUACCCUACAGUGCCUGCUUCAUACGCCUCAAUUGUGGUACUUCUUCAUGGCACAACAACCUUUUCAAGGUCAUCUGGCGCAAUCGUUCGCCGAGUUCAUUUGCGAAAUGAGCCAGUCUUCGUCACUUGAAACUUACUCCCCGAAAGUCCUUAAAGAACGUUUCGACAGGUCACACUCAAUGUUUGCUGACGGUCAACAGCAGGACAGUCAUGAGUUUCUCAUGAUUUUCCUCGACUCCCUCCACGAAGAACUAAAUAGGUCUGAGGGAAGGCCUGGUGAAAAUAAGGCCAAAUCAGAGGAUGUUUCUGCAAACUACUUGGCAGAUCUUUCGUGGCGCCGAAACCGCGCAAGAGACGAUUCCGUAAUACUGGAUUGGUUUAAUAGUGCUCCAUGCAUUACUUUGGCAAUACAGGGGCAACUGCUAUCAACCGUUCAAUGCCUUACCUGCAAAAGAUCUUCUCAUGCAUUCGAUGAGUUCAUGUACCUCUCAGUGUCAAUUCAGGGGUCCGAUUCCACAGAUCUGGUAACACUUCACCUUUCCAAUUCUUUUAUUUACCCUAAAUAUGUUCGAGUGUUGGAAGUUUAUACUUUGGUGAUCAACUCCUGUGUACAGUUUCCUCUUACUGGCCUGAAGUUAUUGGAUUUUAUAAGGAACCCGGACGCCUCCGACGACUGCACAUACGACCUCUACGGUGUCAUCAACCAUCACGGAUCUGUCCAAUCUGGUCAUUACACUGCCUAUUGCCUCGACUCGACGGAUCAUCGAUGGCGGAAUUUUGAUGAUUCACGUGUGACUGAACUUUCAGAUUCCGAAAUUGUUACUCGUGCAGCCUACGUUCUGUUCUACAAGCGAUCCAGGGUGGUUAAGAAAACUGCAUGA